AUGCCGAAACGACGUAGUGAAAGUACCGUCGAAUUUUUAUCAAAAAAAUUGAAGAAAUUGGAAAGUGAAAUUAAACGUUGUCGUCGGCCGCGUCGCCGCCGGCUACCAUCCAGUGCAUCCUCGUCGACCAGCUCGUCGCGCUCAAGCUCAUCGAGUUCAUCGCGCACCCGGAGCGGGCCCCGCGCGCGCUCGACGUCACGGGACUCAACGCCUUCGGAAAAACAUUACGACCGACAUGCAACAGAGCCCACGUCGCCUGCGACGCCACAAGAAACUGCCGCCGCCCAAGAACCGCCCUGCGCCGCCUCGCCGCCCGCCCAAGCUGCUCCUGUUGCACCAGGGACGCCACACAUCGCCACUGCCGACGUCGUGCCGCCACCUGUGCUGGCUACGGAGCAAGCAGAUCCGCCGUUAGAUCCUGAGAUUCUGGACAUCUUGGGCGAUGACCCGACCGCUGUGCAAAAGUUUGGUGCUAACAUUAACAAAGACCUGGCCAACCGGUUUAAUCAUAUAACCACUGCGGGUUUGGACAAGGAAGGUCGGAAAUUACUGAUCGAAAAAUAUCUUAUCCCGGCGAAUUGUUCAAAGAUAGCCGCUCCUCGGCUCAACCCGGAGAUAAAAGCGGCGGUCCCAGACAGCGUUGUGAGACGCGAUAAAGCGAUUGAAGCUCGACAGACGGAGAUCGCUGCCGCUAUUUCGUGUCUAAGUCAAGCGAUAUCGAAUCAACUCGCCGAAAAACAUACAAAUCAUGAAUUGUUAAAACGACUCAUGGAUUCGGCGCGCCUCAUGUGUGACAUCCAGUACAGUGAAUCUAUAUCAAGAAGAAACUUCACUUUGUACUCUCUAAAAAGAGAUAUUAAGGAACAAUUGACGAACGCCAAAAUUGAUACGUUAUUGUUCGGCGAAGAUCUACCCGAGACUAUAAAAACGGCGAAGGCCGUCACAAAAUCCAGCUCCGACCUCAAAAUGGACGUUCCUAAGAAAACGAACACUCAAAAAUAUCCUUCGAAGACUUUAAACUGGAAGACGGGGUCCGGCAACCGCAAGGCGGCGGCGGCGGGCCCCAGUCGCCGCCAGCCGCCGGCAGCAGCGAGCAGCCGGCCGCCCGCCAGCUCGUCGCGCAGCUCGUCACAGCCGCAGCGGAGCCGGCAGCCGCGCCGCCACUAG
Messenger RNA from Ostrinia nubilalis (European corn borer), 1167 nucleotides. RefSeq lists its product as uncharacterized. The transcript is spliced from 2 exons. NCBI's taxonomy places the organism in Eukaryota, Metazoa, Arthropoda, Insecta, Lepidoptera, Crambidae. The record is from RefSeq and is a predicted model, not a curated record. The coding region runs from base 1 to 1167 and encodes 388 amino acids.